This is a messenger RNA of Microthlaspi erraticum, 600 nucleotides long. NCBI's taxonomy places the organism in Eukaryota, Viridiplantae, Streptophyta, Magnoliopsida, Brassicales, Brassicaceae. The record is from the annotation of a GenBank genome assembly.
AUGGAGAGAGAGAGCCAAAACAGUGAGUACGACGGUAGAGUUAUGACGGAGGAGCAAAUGGAGACUCUCCGGAAGCAGAUCGCCAUUUACACCAUUAUUUGUGAACAGCUCCUCCUCCUCCACAAUUCUCUCUCCUCUUGCCAUCCUCUCUCAUCAGGAUUGAAUCCAAUCGGUGGCGGAUACUUUGAUCCGACGGUGGCAUCAUCAAGCGGUCAUAGAGUAUCGACUCGAUAUAGAUGGACUCCGACUUCGAAGCAACUUCAGAUUCUCGAGCGCAUUUACGAUGAAUUAGGAAGCGGAACACCUAAUCCAAAGAGAGUUAUAGAGAUCGCGACAGAGCUGUCUGAACACGGACAAAUCACAGAGAAAAAUGUCUACAAUUGGUUUCAGAACCGGCGGGCUCGGUCCAAACGAAAGCACCCUCAAACGACGACGACGUUGACUGAUCAGGCCGAUGACGCGGCGGUGACGACUGAGCAUGAAGAGAGGAGGAGCUGUGGAGAAUCUGGAGGGUUUGAGUCUUAUGACCAUAUUCUUUUCCCGACUCCUGAUUUAGGGAUCGAGCAUUUGUUGAGUGAGGGGAAUUAUCGCCAGAGCUAA